This is a messenger RNA of Camellia sinensis, 714 nucleotides long. The record is from RefSeq and is a predicted model, not a curated record. NCBI's taxonomy places the organism in Eukaryota, Viridiplantae, Streptophyta, Magnoliopsida, Ericales, Theaceae.
AUGGAAAAUCCAAGAAGUGACGGUACAACUGAAUUUUCUGAGGCCCGAAUAAACCGCAUGGAACGGAUGUUAGAGGUUUUAACUGAAGCAAUGUUACAACAACAAAGACAACAACCUCUGUCUCCUCCACCCCCUUUGGUCCAAGUGGAACCAGUAAAUAAUGAAAUCAUCAGCUUGACUCAGAAGUUCAAUAAAAUGAAACCACCGACUUUCUUGGGUGGAAUUGAACCUUUAAAAACUGAAACAUGGAUGCUAGAAAUUGAAAAACUAUUUGAAGUCUUUCCAUGUACAGAGACUCAAAACGUUUUGUUGGCCACUUACAUGCUGAAGGACGAAGCCCAACGUUGGUGGAUACUUAUCCGAGAUAACAAUGGAACUUUAACUUGGGACCAAUUCAGAGAGAUUUUCAAUGAAAAAUACUUCCCACAAUGUUUCCAAGAUCGAAAAGUGUCCGAAUUCCAAGAACUCAAGCAAGGCAAUAUGUCAAUAGUAGAGUAUGAAGCCAAGUUUACCAAAUUGGCCCUGUUUGCUCCAUACAUGGUGGAUACCGAUUACAAAAAGGCUAGAAAAUUUGAAGGAGGCUUGGCUUUAGACGUGUUUGAUCGGGUCGGUGUAUUAAAAUUGCCCAAAUAUGUGGAUGUGCUUGAUAGAGCCCUAAUGGCUGAAGCCAACCUAGCUGCCAUGAAACAAACUAAAGCUCCAACAAUUGAAUAG